Molecule: messenger RNA, 1711 nt
Organism: Scatophagus argus
Lineage: Eukaryota; Metazoa; Chordata; Actinopteri; Scatophagidae
Gene: tmem231
Product: transmembrane protein 231
Exons: 7
Coding region: 312-1241 (309 amino acids)
Biological process (GO): regulation of protein localization; cilium assembly
Cellular component (GO): ciliary transition zone; ciliary membrane
Source: RefSeq, a predicted model, not a curated record
CUCAGCAGCCAUGGUAACCAGGAGACGCUAAGCUAAAUUUCAAGAUGGCGCGGUGCAUGGUACUAAACUUGCUAGUUGUCAAACGUAAAUAGCAUUUAAUACUUCACGUUUCGCUAAAAUACGAUGUCAGAGACGAAUUUCGGAGUUUGAUAGAUGAGCGUUACUUACCUACUUACCAUUUUUUGUCUGCUAGCGUAUCCAUAUCCGUACCGUAUCCAUAUUCCCUCAGCAUUUGUGCUAGCUUGGACAUUAACUAGCUAUCCGGUUGACUUGAUUAUACACAACACCGACGGUUACGAACGCGGUUAUCUAUGGCUUUCUACGAGGUCUAUUCUCACCCGGCUUUGCUUCGGUACAAAACGAGUGUUUGUACGAAAGCCACUGUGUUUGUGGUUAUCGUUUUAUGCCUUACCUACAUCGCUCCUCUGCUGGUUGCUUACAGGAGCCAAGGUUUUUGGAUCAAAAGAAGCACUUAUGAGGAACAACCGGUUGUGAGGUUCCAGUACCAGACUCUGCUGGUGGCAGCAACCAGUACUCAGGGAGACUACGUCGCCUGGAGCACCUUCCCCCAUCUUAACAACAUGCUUGGGGCCAACCUCCGGAUCCCUGCUGUCUCUGUGAGAGAAGAGGACCAGAAUCAGGAUGGGAAGUUGGACCUCCUGAUUUUUCAACUGCAGCUACCACUAAAACCAGAGGAGCAAGUGUACAGUGUCCAGCUGCUGCUCACCUUCAGCUACCAGCUCUUUCGGAUGUCCACAGUGGUGAUGCAGAGCCUGGCCUAUGUGCAACACUCUUCCUCCGUCCCUGGAGCUAAGCUGUUCAUCAGUGGAGACCUGAGGUUGCAGCAGAGGACACCCCUGCCACACCGAGGACUGCACAACAUUUACAAUGUGUCGGUUAUUGAUGGCUCCAGCCCCUUUGCAGAUGCUUAUGACCUCAACAACAUAAUUGGGAGCUACCAGAAUAGAAAUUUGACCACAGUGCUGUCAUGUCCCAUGCCAGUGUGGACUGUGGGGCGAGCUGCUGGUGCUCCCUUUCAGCUCAAUGCUGAAAUCCGUUACCCUGUGGAGGUCAUAAGUUACCGCCCUGGCUUUUGGGAAACCAUCAAAUUUGCCUGGAUUCAAUACGUCAGUGUCCUCCUCAUCUUCCUCUGGAUCUUUGAGCGCAUACAGAGAUUUGUUUUCCAGAACCAGGUUCUAACCACUGUACCCAUACCAGUUGGAAAAACUCACCUGUCAUGAUGUAGUGAUAGUGUUUUCACCUCCAGGUAUUCAAAAACCACCAGGUUUCAUUUUUAGGAACAAUUUUACAUGCUUCACAGUGGCUUACCAACAACAAUACACUGACUGAAAUGUAAUAAAAUGUUCAAAACUUGUGGCAAAACUUAAUGUAGAGAGCCUUUAAAUUUUACUCUUCAAUUUCAUCUCUUGAAGAUUUGUCUUUUUAGUAUGUCCUCACUAUCUUACACACCAAUGCUGAGUGACACAUUUGUUUAUACUUUAACUAUUUCUUGGACAGCUUUUUACACAGGCCCUUCUCUCUCAUUCUUACGUUCAAGUACACUCAUUCUUGGCCGGAAUAAUGUCUUCUUUUACUACUGAUUGAAGCUGUGGAGCUUUAAAGAAAAUUUUAAAAAAGCUUUCUAUAUUUUUACUGUUUGUAUAUUUUUGACGGUUUUCACAAUAAGCAUUAAAGAAUAUUCUUUGUUGAA